AUGGAUAAUAAUGGAGAUCUUUAUAUUGCUGACUGGGUGAAUAACGAUGUUAGACGUUGGCAAGAAGGAGAUACACAAGGUACAGUUGUAGCAGGUGGAAAUGGAUUUGGAAAUGCGUGUAAUCAACUCAAUCAAGCUAAGCAGAUCUUCGUUGAUAAAAAUCAUUCAGUUUACGUAGCAGACGAUACGAAUCAUCGUGUGAUGAAAUGGGAGGAAAAUGCGACCGAAGGAAUUCUUGUUGCUCCGAGAAACGUUUUCAACGAAGAUCUCAUUGAUGUAAUGUCUAACCCCAAAGGUGUGAUCGUUGAUCAUACGGGUAAUAUUUAUUUAUCGUAUAGCAGAUAUCAUCACAUAACGCGUUGGUCGCCAGGUGCUAUGAAAGGUAUUGCUGUUGUUGGUACAGAGCGAUCUGGAAGUGAAUCGACGCAGCUUACAAACCCUCAAGAUUUAUCAUUUGAUCGACGAGGUAAUCUUUAUGUUGUCGAUAGAGAAAACCAUCGAAUCCAAAAAUUUCUUAUUGAUCUUGACUAA
This is a messenger RNA of Adineta steineri, 531 nucleotides long. The record is from the annotation of a GenBank genome assembly. Lineage: Eukaryota; Metazoa; Rotifera; Eurotatoria; Adinetida; Adinetidae.